Messenger RNA from Pyrenophora tritici-repentis Pt-1C-BFP, 793 nucleotides. RefSeq lists its product as uncharacterized. Gene Ontology annotation, cellular component: TRAPP complex. The record is from RefSeq and is a predicted model, not a curated record. Lineage: Eukaryota; Fungi; Ascomycota; Dothideomycetes; Pleosporales; Pleosporaceae. Gene Ontology annotation, biological process: endoplasmic reticulum to Golgi vesicle-mediated transport.
ACUGAUCAGCUUAGGGUCGUGUUUGCGCUCUUCAUAAUCAGCAAAUCUGGCGGUCUCAUCUACAACCGCGAGUUCCACACGGGCAUGAGCAAGCUCACUAGCAACGACUACCUCAUGCUCGCCGGGUCAUUCCAUGGAAUGCACGCCAUCACUGCUCAGCUUUCACCCAUUCCACCCGUUCGCGCGCCCCCUUCCUCUACUGCCACCCCAAACCUCCAGGCCUUCCCCGUGCGCGCCACCGGUAUUGAAGUUCUCGAGAGCUCGCACUUUCGCAUUCAAUGCUUCCAGACGCAAACCGGAGUCAAGUUUCUGCUCUUCACUGAGCCGCAGCAACCGAAUGUGGACACAAUGAUGAAGAAGAUAUACGAGCUGUACGCAGACUACGUCAUGAAAAACCCAUUCUAUACAGUAGAGAUGCCGGUUCGGUGCGAGAAGUUUGACCGCGGGUUGGACGGGUUUGUGAAAGUGAGGGGGUGAAUGGGAUGGGAGAAGCACGACUAUGGUUCCAAGAUAACAUCACGAAGCGGACGGCGACCUGAUUUAUCUGAUAGUAGGAAUUGGCCCACUGGAGGUUUGCCAAGGUGCUGUCAACAAAGAACAGCAUGCCGCGACAUGCUACAAACUCAUGUUGCGCUGGAGGCGACGAGUGAUAGGAGACAUGGCUUCAAGGUUAAGGUUCCGAGUGUAGAGACGUAGCUGUCAGCGCUCAGUCAGUAACCCACCCAUAGAUGGUGGUCAACUUCGUAGAGGACAGCAAAAACAACAGCAUUUGUCUAUAUGCGGACUGAAGUCU